Ahaetulla prasina is the source of this 4315-nucleotide messenger RNA. Its product is annotated as protein-arginine deiminase type-3-like. Lineage: Eukaryota; Metazoa; Chordata; Lepidosauria; Squamata; Colubridae. The record is from RefSeq and is a predicted model, not a curated record. Gene Ontology annotation, cellular component: cytoplasm. The transcript is spliced from 19 exons. The coding region runs from base 1 to 2703 and encodes 900 amino acids. Gene Ontology annotation, molecular function: protein-arginine deiminase activity; calcium ion binding.
AUGACUGACCAGAGAUACGUCCAGCUUUCAACAGAGAAAGUUACCAGCGCUGUCCAUAUUCUGGGCACCGAACUCUACCUGGACAUCCUUGAGGCAGCCCCGAGGGCUGCGACCUGCUUCGAGAUCUGGGCCACCCACGGCCUGAACAUCUACAAAACCGAAGGUCACACGACAAAACCGACAAAAUCGAAGGUCUACUGGCAUGACUCAAAAUGGCCGCUGGACCAGACCGUCAAGUUCAGUGCCACCCUGGAUGCCCCAAGCGAGCAGGUCGAUGACGAAAAGAUCAGAGUUUCGUACUAUGAAGGUAACGGCAAAGUCCCCAUCGCCAAAGCGAUUCUGCAUAUUACCUGCAUAGAAAUGUCUUUGGAUGCUGAUAUAAACCGUUCGGGAACAGUGACCAGAGGAGGGGAUCAAAAGGACCAGUGGACGUGGGGGCCGGAUGGAAAAGGUGCCAUUCUCUUGGUGAACUGCGAUCGAGACAAUCCUACAGCCAAAGCGGAAGACAACAAGGACAUCAAAUUGACAUCCAAGCAAGACCUCCAGGACAUGUCCCGUAUGAUCCUGACAACUCAGGGGCCUAAUGAAGUUUUUGCAAACUACCAGCUGACUCUCCACAUCUCGAAAGCUGAUGGUGACAAAGUGGGGGUCUUCUACGCUCAAGAGAAGAAGGAGAAGAGAUAUUACAAACACGUUCUAGGAUCCGGAAAGAUCUCCUACCGUGUGAAAUGGAACCCUGGUCAACGGGAGAGCGUUUUUUACGUGGAAGGGCUGAAAUUUCCAGACAUUGACUUCUCAGGGCUUGUCACUUUCCACGCUUCACUCCUGGAGCCCACCAGGGAGCUAGUCAAGGGAAGAGGCAUCGUUCUGGAAUUCAUCAUAUUUCUUGGUCCUCAUCUCCUGUAUUUCCUGCUUCAGGGGGUUCCAGAAACUUCCAUUUUCAUGGAUACUUUGGUCUUUCGGGUUGCUCCAUGGAUUAUGACCCCAAACACCUUGCAGCCAGUUGCUGUUUACGUCUGCAGUGUUGGUGACAAUAAGGAUUUUGUGGAACAUAUAAGGAAGCUUGCUACAAAAGCUGGAUGCAAAUUUAUUAUCUGCCCGAAAGAGCAAAAUCGCGGCGACAGAUGGAUCCAGGAUGAGAUGGAGUUUGGCUACAUCCAGGCUCCCCACAAAACAUUUCCGGUUGUCUUUGACUCCCCAAGGAACAAAGGGCUGAAUUACUUUCCCUUUAAGGAGGUUUUGGGUCCAGAUUUUGGGUAUGUAAAGCGGGAACAGUCUGCCGAGCCGUCUCAGUCUAGCCUGGAUGCAUUUGGAAAUCUUGAAGUCAGCCCUCCGGUGAACGUCAAAGGCAAGGAAUAUCCCCUUGGGCGUAUCCUAAUAGGUGCUGCUCUUCCUAGUUCGAACAAUGCCCCAAUGUCCAAACUGGUCAAGGACUUCCUCUACGGCCAAGUUGUACAAUCUCCCAUUGAACUCUACACGGAUUGGCUCGUUGUGGGACACGUAGAUGAAUUCCUCAGCUUCGUACCUGCCCCAGACCAGAAGGUAUGGAUCCGUACUCUUCUUUCAAACUUGAAAGAGCUGCUAGUCUUUUCUCUCUUCUUCUCUGCCUUAUUUCUUACUCCUUUGUUCCAGGGUUUCCGCCUGCUGCUGGCCAGCCCGAGAGCCUGCUUCAAACUGCUGGAAGAGAAGGAAAAAGAAGGCCACGGGAAAGCCAGAAUGCCGGAAGGUGAUUCAUCGUGUCCUCUGCAGGAGAUCAGAACUGAAAGAAAAGAUAACUGGGAAGCCCAAUUUUUCCAAAGGAUGUUUCAUUUUCUGAAAAGGAUGAGGUCAACUUUUGGGCUGGGUUGCGUUAAAACGGAUUGUGUUUCUCCCUUCCAACAUCGUCUUUCUACCCACUGGGAACAAGCAAGGACUCUAAACUGUUACAGACCGGAACUCCAGGAUCAGAAAGAUCGUUCCAUAUCAGAAAUUAUUGCUGACAGAUUGUUACGGCAGUACAAUGAUAAGUGCCAAUGUGGCCUCUCCCAACUCCUCUCUUUUCACUCAAGCUCCACUUUCUUCCCUUUUCAGAAGUGUAUUGAUUGGAACAGAAAAACCCUUAAAGAGGAGCUGGGCCUGGCAGAGGAAGACAUUAUUGAGAUACCUCAGCUUUUUCAGUCUUCUUCCUCAUUUCCUAAGGUUCCCGUUUCUGAAGUGCUCAAGGUUCCCGCUGGGGCUUAUUUCCCAGACAUGGUAAGACUCCAGCUGUUGUGUCUUCGGCUCCCGAGCCUGGCCUCCUGGCAGAGUGACUCAGGGAGUGAGGGGGAAGAGCCGACAGGGCUUCCCUCUGCAGGAAUGUUUCUUUGGCUAAAAAUAUUUGGUGAAUUCAGAGCUGUGUAUUCUGUUCACUUCUACAGCAUCCUUCUGAACAGCUCUAACAUGAAGCCACACAAUCCGACUGAAGACUACUUGGUUUUCUCCCUCCUGCAGGUGAACAUGAUUGUUCUGGGGAAACACCUUGGCAUCCCAAAGCCGUUUGGGCCCAUCAUCGACGGCCAAUGCUGCUUGGAGAAAGAGGUCCGACGUCUCCUGGAGCCCUUAGGGUUGUCCUGCAAUUUCAUUGAUGACUACGGAACUUACUACUUCUGGCAUGGCGAUGUUCACUGUGGCACGAAUGUCCGCCGGAAGCCCUUUUCCUUCAAGUGGUGGAACAUGAGGCCUUGAGGGCCUCAUCAAACCUUCUGUUUUCCACCCAAUGAAGAUGAUGAGACAGACCUUGUGCGUCUUCUCCUGCACUUCCUCGGGAAAUUCAGUAACUUUUCCAAGAAUUCCUGGGCGAUUCCUCUUUUUUUUGGCCGUUAUAUGAAGGUGCUUGCGAACUUCUCUUGUGAUUUAGAUUUUCUCCAGUAUCUAAGGUGGCUUUUCUCAUCUUUAAAUGUACGAGACCUGCCGAAAUGCUGUCAAGUUGUGUUUCCCCAAUCACCCUGAAGAACAGAGAGCAGCUAAAUUCAGGCAGGAUGUCCUAAUCCUUCUCCUUUUCCACGUAUGAUAAUUCUAAACCAAGUUAUAGAGGUCCAACGAGACAUUUCAUAACCCUAGUAGGUUCAUGGGUCCUUCAAAGAAUGCUAUUUCUCUCACCUCACCAAACCUUGUCAGCUCAGGUUUAGUCACUACAGCCUAGACAAGCCAAGUCGGAUUGUCACAAAUAACGAAUCGCCAAAACACUCUUUAAAAGUAGACAUUCCAUAGAUAUAGAACAUUUCCCCAAAAAAAAAUUGGUCCAAGGUCUUGUGAACCUGGGAUGAAGGAGUUGAAGAAAAAUAAUUUUUGACCUAAAAGUACUUAGUGGCUGGCCCCAGAUGCGUUGCAAGGACCGCCAGCCCUUCCAAGUGUACAGAUCAAACUAGCGAUGAUGAGUAAUUAAUCCAUAUUUUAGUUUCAUGCUAAUUUCUAUCAUUUCAAACCACUUGAUUUGCAAAGAGGCAUUAUGACGGUGCAAUGAUUGUGAAGUCCGUAUUUCUUUGGCUGUUAAUUUUUAAAUGGAAUGCAUACUGCCGAAUUAUUUUAAUAUUAAAAAAAAAUCGCAGAGGCUUUUCUCACAGAUCUACCAAUUGUUUGAAUAAAUCGUGAAGAACUUUUAAGCAUUCUGUGCCAUUUUUUAAAUCAAUGCAACCGUUAUAUGGUCAUAAAGGCAGAAUGAGAGGCGAGGUAGUCCUCGAUUUACAACAGUUGGCUUAGUGACUGUUCAGUGUUACAGCAGCAUGAAAAAAGCGACGUGACUGUUUUUCAGAAUUAUGACCUUUGCAGCAUUCCCUUGAUCAUGUGAUCUAAAUUCAGAGGAUUGGCAACUGGUUCAUAUUUAUGAGAGUCGCAGUGUCCCACGGGGUCAUGUGAUCCCCUUUUGAGACCUCAUGACAAGCAAAGCCGAUGGGGAAUCUGGAUUCACUUAACAACCGUGUGACUAAUUGAACGACUGCAGGGAUUCACUUAGCGAAGGUGGCGAGAAAAGUCGUAAAAUGGGCCAAAACUCGCUUAACAGAGGUCUCGCUUAGCAACAGUAAAUCUGGGCUCAAUUGUAGUUGUAAAUUGAGGGCUACCUGUACAUAACUAGAAUUUUUAAAAAAAUCAGAGGAAGGUGCUAUUAGUGUCAGUACACCUACAUGGAAAAUAUGGAGACCCUGCAAAGAAUUUUGGACUUCUGCUCCCUAAAGUACAAGACCUGCGAUGGGUCCUGUCGUGUCCCACUCCUCCUCUGACGGCCGGGUCGGGGAAGUCCGUAUCAAGCGUGGCCGCAAAGCCUCUGCAGCUUUGCCAAAGUUCUGUCCGAGUUCUCAGG